Molecule: messenger RNA, 1237 nt
Organism: Megalopta genalis
Lineage: Eukaryota; Metazoa; Arthropoda; Insecta; Hymenoptera; Halictidae
Product: retinaldehyde-binding protein 1
Cellular component (GO): membrane
Molecular function (GO): phosphatidylinositol bisphosphate binding
Source: RefSeq, a predicted model, not a curated record
GCUGGUUGCCGGAUUGGACUUUGAGCGGUCAAAGAUUGGAUCGAGAUGGUGGACAAGAGGAGGCCUCCUCUCCUUCUCCGGCCGCGAGAUAUAGAGGGUCACAGAUAUAUCGUGGUCGUCCUGCCGCGAGGAUCGUUUCGUACUUGCUCGCCGCGAGGAAAGCUGAACCGUACGUGUCGGCACCGGAAGCUAACGCUCGUGCGCGGAUAAAACAUGUCGUUCGAAAUUGAGCUGGGCCCGCCGGGACCGGAAGCACUGGCCGUCGCCGUCAAGGAGCUCCGGGAGACUGAGGAGAACGUCAAGAAUGGCCUCGCGAUGCUCAAGAAGCUGCUUGCCGAGGACUCCACGAUCUAUUACAGCACGGACGAUGAUUUUCUAAUGAUAUUCCUACGACCAUGCAAAUUCUAUCCGGUCAGUGCGUUCGAAUUAAUGAGGCGGGUGGCCGAGUUCAAGGACAAAAAUGCAAGCCUCUUCGAUAACUUGAUGCCGUCCGACGAGAGAACGGCUUUCCUCGAGCACAACGUUGUCAAUGUCUUGAAGGGCAGGGAUCACAAGGGCAGAAGAGUGAUGGCGGUCAAUUCUGGAAAGACCUGGGACCCUUCCAAGGUCACCGCAGAUCAGAUACUCAGACUGUUCUACUUGAUCCACGACGUCGCCAUGUUGGAACCGGAGACGCAGAUUUAUGGAACCGUGGUAAUAAUGGACUUCGACGGUCUGACGAUGAAGCAGGUGAUGGGGCUGACGCCAUCUUACAGUAUGAAGCUGCUGACUUUCAUCCAGGACGCCAUACCGCUGCGACUCAAAGAGGUUCACUUCGUGAAGCAACCGUUCCUGUUCAACAUGGUCUGGCAGAUGUUCAAGCCCUUCGUCAGGGAGAAGCUGAAGAAACGCAUGUUCUUCCACGGCAACAAAAUGGCGUCCCUGCACGAGCACAUCCCGAAAACUCACCUGCCGAAGAACUAUGGCGGCGAUCUACCGGAAAUCGAUUAUACCAGCGCCGAUUGGUACCCGACUUUGAUUAAAUGCGAGGACAGAAUUAAAGAGUGGAACUCGUACGGUCUUCACAAGAACAAAUAGACUGAGACACGCGCGCGGGUGGAGGAAAGAUGAUUGUUGAGCGGCACGCUUAGGGCGAUCGCGAUUGUUACGUAUUUCUAAUGAACUUCCAAUUUAAUUGUAUACUUUUGUACGCUAGGCAAAUGGUUUAGUAAACGAAUAAACCGCAAGAAACAUAAUA